Linepithema humile (Argentine ant) is the source of this 1394-nucleotide messenger RNA. RefSeq names its product PRELI domain containing slowmo (gene slmo). The record is from RefSeq and is a predicted model, not a curated record. Gene Ontology annotation, cellular component: mitochondrial intermembrane space. NCBI's taxonomy places the organism in Eukaryota, Metazoa, Arthropoda, Insecta, Hymenoptera, Formicidae. Gene Ontology annotation, biological process: phospholipid transport. Gene Ontology annotation, molecular function: phosphatidic acid transfer activity.
ACAAAGAACAGACUUAAUGACGUCAGACACGUGUGUAAAGCGUUGGCUAUUGGCUGAUUCACAGCUGACGUGCUGACGCUAUUUGGCGUAAGGCACUGAUCGUGCUAUCGCUCUUUUCCACUUACAUCACAUCUGUAAAGACGAUUAGACGUACGACCGACGCUCAGAAUAGCGACGGUUUGCUUCGCGCACGUGUCGUACGUUAAAUUAUAGUGCCUAUCCUACAUGCUGUGUCGCUCAUUCUGUUCAUAACGCUAUGAAAAUCUGGACAUCAGAACAUACCUUUGAUCAUCCAUGGGAGACAGUAGCACAGGCUGCAUGGAGAAAAUAUCCAAACCCUAUGGUUCCCUCCGUUAUCGGAGCGGACGUCAUCGACAGAAAAGUCGUCGAAGGUGUUCUUCAUACACACAGACUUGUUGUUUCUACACAAUGGGGAUUUCCUAAAUGGACGCAAGCGUUAAUCGGCUACGCGAACUUGUGUUACGCCAGCGAGCGCAGCGAGGUCGAUCCUGUGAAUAGACAAAUGAUCCUCAGGACGCAUAAUUUAACCUUUGGCAAUUAUAUCGCUGUGGAUGAAGCUGUCAGAUACACGCCCCAUCCGGAUGAUCCCGGCAAGACACUACUCACGCAGGAAGCGGUAGUAACUGUCCGAGGGGUACCACUCACUAACUAUAUGGAGGACCUUUUAGCUUCAAAAAUCUCCUUCAAUGCGAGCAAAGGUCGACAAGGGUUAGAAUGGGUGAUCAACAAGCUCGAAUCCGAGAUGAAGGAGUUCGCCUGAAAGGCCCGGCCGCCGUCGCGAACUUUCUGAACUGCCGCUAUCAGCACAACAUGAGCGCCGGCGUCGGUGGGGAGCGGCAACUUCUAGAUCGAACGUUUACGCCGAUCAGAAGAACAUUAACAUCCCGGACUUCGUCAGAAACAAGCAGAUGAUUCGCCGCGGGCCACGUAGAUCGCCUAAUUGAAUUUUGCGGAACUUGUUACGAACCGAUUUGCAGGAGCGUUCCUUUUCAAAAACAGCUGCUGCCUGCGCAAUCGUACACCGGGGUCUGUAAGGAUGUAUCGAGUGGACGAGCGAACGACUGACAUAGAAAUAUAAAAAAAUGCGUAGGUUUAAUUUAAUCGAAGAGGUACACCAAGAUUGGUUCAGCUGGAUGACAACAAUCUCGACAUUUCAACCCGUAUCUGCGUACAUCUGUCGGGCCGACAGUGCCGACUCACGAUGAACGCAUAAAUCUAGUACAAUUCGGCCAAUACUGAUAUGGACAACUUGGAGCUCACAAUUUAUAGUAGAAUUCAAAAAGAGAGAUAUAUAUACAUAAAUGUAAUUUAUAUUUAAUUUAAUCGUACAAAGAUUUUAAUAAGUAUUAGACGCAAUUUCUUAUACACACCCA